Anoplophora glabripennis (Asian longhorned beetle) is the source of this 522-nucleotide messenger RNA. RefSeq lists its product as uncharacterized. Gene Ontology annotation, biological process: DNA integration. The record is from RefSeq and is a predicted model, not a curated record. Gene Ontology annotation, molecular function: nucleic acid binding. Lineage: Eukaryota; Metazoa; Arthropoda; Insecta; Coleoptera; Cerambycidae. The transcript is spliced from 2 exons. Bases 1 to 522 code for a protein of 173 amino acids.
AUGUCUAAUAUCAAAGAAGUAGUAGUAAACGAACUCCAUAAGCCAGCUAGAAAAAAUUUUAGAAGACACGUUUUAGUUAGAGGAUUAAAUGAUUUAAUUCAAGCAGAUUUGGUGGAAACGAUACCUUAUCCAAAGGUUAACAAGGGUUACCGAUACAUUCUUGUCGUUAUAAACGUAUUUAGCAAGUUUGUGUGGGCGGAACCUGUUAAUCGCAAAACCGCAAAAGAAGUGAGUAAUGCUAUGGCUAAGAUCUUAUCCCAGAUGAAAUACAUGCCACAUAAUUGUCAGACAGAUUUAGGCAAGAAGUUUUACAAUAAAGAAUUUAAGAACUUGAUGACACAAUUCAAAAUUAAUCAUUACAGCACGUACUCAAAUUUAAAAGCUAGUGUUGUGGAAAGAGGCUACGACACCCACCCUCCGAAGAGCGACGAUUUCCCCGGCAGACCACCAGCUGGGGUGGUGGCAGCUACCUCCUCUAGUAAAGAGGGUUCGAAUAGAAUACACCGCUCAGACACCAAAUAG